Molecule: messenger RNA, 1212 nt
Organism: Lachancea sp. 'fantastica'
Lineage: Eukaryota; Fungi; Ascomycota; Saccharomycetes; Saccharomycetales; Saccharomycetaceae
Source: the annotation of a GenBank genome assembly
AUGGGCGAUUAUUACGAUUCCGACGAGGGUAAGCCUACCACUGGCCGUAUUUCCCUAGCUUCCUGGGUAGAGCUGCUAGACCCUCUUUCGCCCACUGCACAAUCCUACUAUCUUCCACGCCGAUACUUUAACAGUGCUACGCAGCGGAUUAGAAGCACCAAGACGCGUCAAAAACUGGCCAAACUACGAACCACCGCACAGGACUUGACCCCACAAUUGGAUGAGUUCAAAAAACGCACUUUUACACGUCUGCAAUCCCUCGAUAAACCUCUAGAGACCCUUUUCUUUCAUAAGAGCUCGUAUUUGGAGAAGUGGUUCUAUCCUUUUACGCUCAUCAACAUCUUCGGAAUAGGUUUCAUUAUAGGGAAGUAUCCGGAAUGGUUUCACGUAUACUACACCAUGAUGCUUGUGCUUCUAAUGCCAGUGCGUUACUACACUUACUACAAGACCAACAGUCACUAUUAUAUGGCUGAUCUGUGCUAUUACGUUAAUGUGAUGUGUCUACUUUUCAUUUGGGUAUGGCCCACCUCUGUUCACCUGUACCAAAGCUGCUUUGCAUUCACUUUUGGUACUUUAUGUUUUGCCGUCAUUACAUGGAGAAACUCGCUCGUUAUACACUCAGUUGACAAAAUAACGUCGUGUUUCAUUCAUAUCAUGCCACCCCUCACCAUGUACACCAUACGACAUGGCAUCGAUGAGAGUCUAAAGUUAGACCGUUUUCCUGCAGCUUCUUUGAUUGCUUCCAAAAAAUGGAACUUGAAAUACAACAUAUUCUGGACUUCGCUUUACUAUCUUGUCUGGCAAAGCGCAUACCACUAUUUUAUAACCUUGCGUCAAUCUUCAAAGAUCAAAUCUGGUCAAAGGGUUACUAGUUUUGAGUAUCUCACUUCCCACCAGUUUAAGAAUUUUUGGGCGGUAAAGUUGCCGGAUCCUUGGCCAUUGGUUUGUUACAUUCUUAUCCAGUACUGCUAUCAACUGGGGACCAUGAUGCUAUGCGGUAUAUGGUUUCAUCACAGAAAGGCUGCGGCUGCAUUCCUGAUGUUCAUAUAUUUGUGUGCUGCAAGGAAUGGGGCGACAUACUACAUCGACCAUUACGGUAAGAAGUUUGAAAAAGAGGUCACCAAAUUAAAGCUUGAAAUUCAAGAUUUGCAACAAGAGCUCGAUCAGAAACCUGGCUCCGUUUGUAACGAAAGUGAAGUUCACACAUUGUAA